Molecule: messenger RNA, 1553 nt
Organism: Halichondria panicea
Lineage: Eukaryota; Metazoa; Porifera; Demospongiae; Suberitida; Halichondriidae
Exons: 2
Coding region: 195-1553 (452 amino acids)
Biological process (GO): DNA recombination; DNA integration
Molecular function (GO): DNA binding
Source: RefSeq, a predicted model, not a curated record
GAAUUUAAUCGGAAGGAUUAAAUGUGGUUAACAGGUGACGUACAGAUACCAAUUGCAACCAACACGGGCAUGCGCAAGGAACACGUGGUCAGGCAGUCAGUGCAAGAACAAACGAAUUAGAAAACUUCUCUUGAUCUAUCAUAUAAUUCUCAAGAUUUCUCUUGCUGAUCUAUCCGGUAAUUCUCUAUACGAAGAUGACCACUACCUCUUCGAGCACAUCCUCAACUGGAACACCGCCGAUCAGUUCCACCAACCCGACGACAACUCCGACAACUCUCAACCCGAUGACAACUCCGACAACUCUCAACACCAUGAUUGCCAAUUCUGUCCAGGCAGCCCUCGGCGCGGUGUUACCAACGAUCAUCAACGCAAUGGACCAGCGGAUUCAGGCAGCAGUCCAACAACACCGCCCCUCAUCAGUCUCACCAUCAGUCUCACCACCAGUCCCACCAUCAGUCCCCUCAUCGAUCCCAACCAUCUCUGCUUCCGGCUCGGGUACCCCACGGAGUCCCACCUCAGGCCCGGUUGUCAGCACCGGAACGGCAGGCAGACGAGCAGCCGUCGUUAGCCCCACAGAGCUUGCAGGAAUGGGUAAUGAACUCAACCCCCGACUGGCUAUCCCCUUGUUGGAGACACAAGCUGCAGAAUUAAUGCACCACGGGAUUGCUGCCAACACACAAAAAUUAUACACAUCAGCUCAAAAAAUAUAUUUAUCAUUUUGUCAACGGCUGUCUUUCGUCCCCCUCCCAGCAACCGAAGACACUUUAAUUUUAUUUGUGACCGAACUGGCACAGUCUAGAGCGCAUUCUACUAUACGGUCCUACUUAUCGGGAGUUCGACACUUACACAUUAUUCACGGGCACAAGAACCCACUACAAGAUUCCCCACGUCUGCACUUAGUUUGCAAAGGCAUUCAACGUAUCAAACCAAAAUCAAGUCAGCCAAGACUGCCGGUCACCCCUCUCAUUCUCCGACUCCUAAAACAACAACUGCAACCUUUAGAUGACUUCGACAACGCAAUGAUAUGGGCAGCAGCCUGCGCGGCUUUCUUUGGGUUUUUGAGAUCAGCCGAGUUCUGCUCCUCAGCCCUCCUCCUAUCAGACGUGGCAAUCGACAACCGGGAACAUCCCACGACGAUAUCACUGUUCAUCAAAUGCUCCAAAACAGAUCAGUUCCACCAAGGUACGAAUAUUUAUCUUUCAAAAACUGACACCGACCUCUGCCCAGUAACAGCAAUCAAAAAGUAUUUAACUUUGCGUCAGCAGCCAGAUGGCCCGCUGUUUAUCUCACAGCAAGGCGUCCCCCUUACCAGAGAGGUAUUCAUCACAAAGGUUCAAGGGGCGCUAAGCCGAGCCGGAGUGAACCCAGACUUCUACAAAAGUCACUCCUUUCGAAUCGGCGCAGCAACGACAGCAGCGGCUCAGGGCAUCAGCGAUUCCACCAUUAAAACACUGGGUCGAUGGUCCAGUGACGCCUUUCAAGCUUACAUCAAGAUACCGAGACAAGAUUUUGCAGAGAUCACGAAAUCGCUCGUGACUGGUCGGAACACUUAA